AUGAAAGCACAUCAUUUCAGACAUCAACAGUCCAUCAGCUUCACAAGUCAAGCAAUGGCUACACCAUCCAAGCGUUCAACUUCGCAACCUCUGCAGUUACCGAGUAGUGAUGAUUGCAGCUUUGCGGGAAUACUUUCAGAUGAGAAAGGUGAACCCAGAACUAGUGGACCACUGAGUUUAACAGUUGAAGAACGAACGCAAAAGUUAUCGUCGGCAGACAGUAGUGAUUCGAAUGGAGAGUGGAAAUUGGUUGAUGAUAAUGUAUGGUCACUUAUUAUUGUACAGCAAAUAUGGCACCGACUCCAUUUCGCUUAA
Anisakis simplex (herring worm) is the source of this 315-nucleotide messenger RNA. Lineage: Eukaryota; Metazoa; Nematoda; Chromadorea; Rhabditida; Anisakidae. The record is from the annotation of a GenBank genome assembly.